UUUUUUUUUAUAUAUAAAAAAAAACAACAACAAAAAGGGAUCCAAAAUCUCACAAAGCUUUUGUACUGUGAAAGACUGAACAAAAACCCUAAACCCCAAAUUUCAAUAACUUGAUUCCCCAACUCACUGAGUCAACCGCCCUUGCUUCCUCCCAAAAACCAUGCCUUCCUUUCCACUGCAAGGCUCAGUCACCAUCUGCGAAAUCAAUCGAACCCUAAUUGUAGCUGAAGCCAUCUCUGAUGAUCGAGCCAAGGAUGCUUAUGGAAAAAUUCUAGGAAUGGUGUUCAGUCCAAUUCCGUUUCAACCAGAGCAGUUGGGAUCGACCGGAGAAAAUCAGGAAUCUGAACACCAGGAAAGAAACAAUGGAGAGAGUGUUGAGAGGAAAGGUUUGAUGAAAUCAUUGCAAUACCUUGUUAAUGACUCGAUCAAGCGCAUGUUUUAUCCUAAUUGUGUACACUUGUUACCGGAGAUUGAUCUUCAAGGAGUGAGUUGGCACCAGCAUAGACAUAUUAUUGCAUUUAUUUCAGGUCCGAACCAGGUUAUAGUUCGUGAUUAUGAAGAUUCAGAAGGGAAGGAUGCCUGUGUUUUAAGCAAUGGGGCUCAACAAGAUAUUAGGGCUCUUGAGUGGAGACCAAAUGGUGGAAAGUCACUUUCUGUAGCAUGCAAGGGUGGAAUCUGCAUAUGGGCUGCUUCUUAUCCAGGUAAUCCAGCCACUGUGAGGCCUGGUGCUGCUUCCUCCUUGGGAACUCUUACUAGAGGUUCUGGAGGUCGAUGGACUCUAGUGGAUUUUCUUCGUAGUCACAGUGAUGAGCAAACAAGUGCAAUAUCAUGGAGUCCUGAUGGAAGAUAUUUGGCAUCUGCAUCAUGUGAGAGCUCUUCGUUCACCAUAUGGGAUGUCUCACAAGGUCUGGGGACACCCAUACGACGUGGAUUAGGAGGCAUAUCGUUACUAAAAUGGUCACCUACUGGAGAUUACUUUUUUGCUGCAAAAUUUGAUGGAACAUUUUAUCUCUGGGAGACAAACACAUGGACAUCUGAACCUUGGUCUUCGACUAGUGGCUUUGUCACGGGAGCAACAUGGGAUCCUGAUGGGCAUAUAAUAUUGAUUGCUUUCUCUGGAUCUUUAACAUUGGGUUCCAUUCAUUUUUCAUCAAAGCCUCCAUCUUUAGAUUCACAUCUGUUACCAGUUGAUUUACCAGAGAUAACAACCAUGACGGGCAGUGAGGGAAUUGAGAAGAUAGCUUGGGAUGCUUCUGGUGAAAGAUUGGCUGUAUCUUAUAAAGGAGGAGAUGACAAUUACAAAGGUCUUGUUGCCAUAUAUGAUGUUAGAAGGUCUCCCCUAAUUUCUGCAUCACUGGUUGGAUUUAUUAGAGGGCCUGGAGACAAUCCAAAGCCAAUUGCAUUUUCAUUUCAUGACAAGUUCAAACAGGGACCGUUGCUUUCUGUGUGUUGGAGCAGUGGAUUUUGCUGUACCUAUCCUCUAAUAUUUCACUCCCAUAGUCUUCCAUAACUAAGCAUGUGAAAGAGUGCUGUUUUUUGUUUGAUGAGAAGUCACAUAGCAAAGAUGAUUGUUGGUUCGAACCUCCAGGAGAGAUGCAGCAAACUAAUCCAUGGCACUCACUGAUGCAGAGAGCAUAUAAAUGUAUAUUUUUGAUGUGGAAGCCUCAUGAGCAGGCGCAAUUCCAGCUGCAUCUCAAGAUGCUAGGCAUACAUCAUGUCAUGGCAAGAUUUAAAUGUUUGUGUAACACCUUAUGAAAAAUUGAGGAACACGAACAUAGGGUUUGCGCUUAAUUCAUGCCCUGCCUCUUUUGUUGUCAAAAUGUAUUCAUAUUCUAAUUCCAGUUUUUCUGUUUACUGCCAAAA
This is a messenger RNA of Populus nigra (black poplar), 1863 nucleotides long. Its product is annotated as aladin. The transcript has 15 exons. Lineage: Eukaryota; Viridiplantae; Streptophyta; Magnoliopsida; Malpighiales; Salicaceae. Gene Ontology annotation, biological process: nucleocytoplasmic transport. Gene Ontology annotation, molecular function: protein binding. Gene Ontology annotation, cellular component: nuclear pore. Bases 161 to 1510 code for a protein of 449 amino acids. The record is from RefSeq and is a predicted model, not a curated record.